UCAAUUCCUCACCUAACCCAUUGGUCUUCUUCAUCCAUCCUCCACAAAAAGGGCCAACCACGAUCAACAUGUUACCUUCCUCACCAACCCUCCAGGAGACUCCGCCUUGUUUCCUUUCAUUUCUGUGCUCAACUCUAAGCUAAGCCUAUGGCAUCCACCGCCAAUCAUUUCGCUCUUUCUCUCUCUUCCAAGCGAACAACGAGCUCUACAGCCUCAAAACUCAAUACCAGUUUCUCUCACCUCCAUUGCUUUCAAAGUUCCAAAUUCCUGUCUCCGAGAUAUUCUGUCGAAUUGAACAGGAAAUGGGUUUCUGUGUCGAGCAUGGGUCAAGAUAGGAGCCUAAGGGUAUGCGCCAAUUCGGCUCAAGUUAUGGAUCAGUUUGCUACAAAGACGGAGCCUGGUGUUCCCACGAUCGUUGAGGUCGACCUGGGCAAUCGGAGCUAUCCGAUUUAUAUCGGUUCGGGGCUGCUUGAUAAACCUGAGCUUCUCCAGAGGCAUGUUCAUGGAAAGAGGGUCCUUGUGGUCACUAAUAAUACCAUUGCACCAUUGUAUCUGGACAAAGUUGUUGAUGCUCUAACAAGAGGAAACCCAAAUGUUUCCGUUGAGAAUGUCAUUUUGCCAGAUGGUGAGCAGUACAAAGAUAUGGACACUCUAAUGAAAGUGUUUGACAAGGCCAUUGAGUCAAGGUUGGACCGGCGAUGCACAUUUGUAGCUCUUGGAGGUGGUGUAAUUGGUGACAUGUGUGGCUUUGCAGCUGCUGCUUUCCUGCGCGGUGUUAACUUUAUUCAGAUUCCAACAACUGUUAUGGCUCAGGUUGAUUCUUCAGUUGGUGGCAAGACUGGGAUAAACCAUCCUCUUGGAAAGAACCUGAUUGGUGCUUUCUACCAACCUCAGUGUGUGCUUAUAGACACAGACACAUUAAAUACAUUACCAGAUAGGGAACUGGCAUCAGGGUUUGCUGAAGUUAUAAAGUACGGGCUCAUCAGGGAUGCAAAAUUUUUUGAGUGGCAGGAGAAAAAUAUGGAGGCAUUGAUGGCGAGGGACCCAAGUGCACUGGCAUAUGCUAUAAAGCGAUCAUGUGAAAACAAGGCUGAGGUUGUGUCCUUGGAUGAGAAGGAAAGUGGACUGAGGGCCACAUUGAACUUGGGCCAUACAUUUGGCCAUGCAAUAGAAACUUCAGUUGGCUAUGGACAGUGGCUUCAUGGAGAGGCUGUUGCAGCUGGCAUGGUAAUGGCUGUUGAUUUAUCACAUCGCCUUGGUUGGAUUGAUGGUUCUAUUGUGCAGCGAGUUCAUGCCAUUCUUAAGCAGGCAAACCUACCUACAACCCCUCCUGAAAAUAUGACCGUGGAUAUGUUCAAGUCAGUAAUGGCGGUAGAUAAGAAGGUAGCCGAUGGGUUGCUAAGGCUUAUCCUUCUAAGGGGUCCUCUAGGCAAUUGUGUUUUUACUGGGGAUUAUGACAGAAAAGCCCUUGACGAUACACUAUGCAAAUUCUGUAAAUCUUGAUCUUAUGCCUGGAGCCUGGUUCUUUAUGUUCCAGUUUCAUGCAAUUCUUGAGCAAGUGUAGCGUGCUUUUCUUCAUGUAAUCCUUAUGUCAUUCGUGGUGCAUUGGCAAAGUCUUUCCCUAUGUUGUAAUAUUAGAAAUUAAGGCAUGGUCAAUGACUACUAUUUGAGUAGAUCAAAUUCUUUUGUUUCUCCGAGAGUUUUGAGCACCUGAUUCUAUUUAUCGUUUCUCAGCAAGCCUUGUCCUAUUUAUUAAGGCCGGCUUCAUAAGUCUGUAAGAUAUCAUCAUACUAUUGGGCUUUAUCAACAAUAAACUGUUUAAAAAUACCGUUUACCCUAA
This is a messenger RNA of Prosopis cineraria, 1840 nucleotides long. RefSeq names its product 3-dehydroquinate synthase, chloroplastic-like. Gene Ontology annotation, biological process: aromatic amino acid biosynthetic process. The record is from RefSeq and is a predicted model, not a curated record. The transcript has 8 exons. Gene Ontology annotation, cellular component: cytoplasm. NCBI's taxonomy places the organism in Eukaryota, Viridiplantae, Streptophyta, Magnoliopsida, Fabales, Fabaceae. The coding region runs from base 148 to 1503 and encodes 451 amino acids. Gene Ontology annotation, molecular function: 3-dehydroquinate synthase activity.